UCGGACUCGUGUGGCUUGACCACUGGGUGCAGUCGUGCGUGAUCACGCCGUUAUGUAUUGUCUUUGAUGAAAUUCAUCAUUCUACUAUUCAGUUCGCCUCGUGUCUGCGUGAGGUGGAAAAAUGUGGUUCAUCAGCGUAGGCGGUCACGAGGAAGCUGAAGCGAGCCAGUGAUAUCAUGAGAGGAAACAGCGACCACUGUCCAGGUUUUUAGUGUCCAGUGGAUGUAGUGGUGGUCGGAACACACCCCAGUUGCCAACCAGUGUGUCGUUCGCCGCUGAGUAGAGCAACGAGUCUGGCAAAGUAGAUGGGCAGAUUCCUGGGCUGAAGACGAGUACGGCUGCAUCCAUCGUUGUGAGCACUACUGUGAGGGACAAAUAAAUCCGAGACGUUUUGGAAGUGCAGCGGACGGUAGAUCUACCUGGCACUGAUGGUUGCUGGCCCACUACCACUGUACCAGCCCCAGUUUCACUGUCAGGUCCGGGCCGGGAGUGCACAGUCGACUGUACUGCCACUGUACCACCUGUAGUGGCUUACUGUAGCACAAGAGAAGAGAAGAGUUGGUGGGAGUGUUAUGCUGCACGCCCUUAGCCACGGGCAUCAUCAGAGUCCACAUCAUAUUACUCAUCCCGUCCAGGAGUGUCUGUCCCCAUACCUCUACUAGGUAAGAUAUCCCCGGGUUAAUCCGGACCCACCUCUAAUUCAAGCCAAAGAGUUACAUCCUUGUUCUUAGUCGUUGCUUCUGCUAUCCGCACCGUAUCAGGCUGGUUGUGGAGUGAGAAGUGUGAGUGCUAAGUUAGGGGAACACUCGAGGAAAGACCAAGGAAGGAGCACUCCCUGCAGUUCAGCGUCCAGUGCAUGUCAUAAAACAAGACUUGCUCCCACUGUAAAUACGCCAGUAUCUCCAGCAGCAGCCCCAGUAGCAUCAGCAUCAUCAUCACCAGCAGCAGCAGACGCAGCGCUAACAGUGCACAGCUUCCUAUCUCUACCUCUCUACCAUUACCAACCAUCUGGAAGUGGUACACAUUGUCACCUUUGACAGCUGUCACCAAAAUCAAACCUCCCUCCACAACUGCCGGGGUGAUACAACACAACAGCUUUGCCGAAUGCCAUGAGCACCAUUGCGGGAGUCGGUACAAGGUCACCACUUAGGACGACAUCAUCGCUGCCGACACAGGAUGACGGCGGUGGCAGUGCAGCCGAGACGUUUGCAAUCGGUUUUGCAAUCGGCGGCACUCUGCUCCUGGCAGGCGUGAUCAUUGUGCUAGUCCUACAGACCAGAAGAGGGAAGUUCAAAUCAUGCUUGAAGAAGACACCGAAAGAUCCACCAUUAGUGGUGACGAGCAUACAGCUAACAAGCAGCAGCAAGUAUAACAAUGGCAGCACUCCACACGGCACACUGCAGCUGGAUGAACCUCUGCCAGGAAGAUUCAGCCGGAUUUCAAGCAUCGCCAAUGGCUCACUGAAUUGCUUCAGCCCGGGAGGAACUCUACACCGCUCGCCAUCGUCAGCCACGGCGACAUCUCGCGCUCCACAAAUAUCUCCCACUAUACCAAUAGUACCGGCACCUCUCCCUCCUCCUUUGACGACGGAUUCGCUACCGCGCGAUACGUCUAGAGACCACCUGUACUCCGAUCCGGAGGCUUGUUAUCGAAUGCCACUGGAUGCAAUCAUGACCAGGGAUAACACUGCGGAGCAAUCUGACCCGCACACCUAUGCUGAUCCGGACGCAACGCUACCACGCCGCAGCACUGUCAGUGGGAGGCCAGUCCCGGCUCCUCCGGAUGGCCUGGAGUAUGGCUCUGUACCCGUAGCUGAGGCACAGAAACGGGCAAUGCAGGACCGCAAGGCGCGUGCCGCCACCAUGCACUUUGCCACAGACGACAGUGAUAUCGACUAUGGGCCGUACCGCACUACCGACCUCAAGUCUAGCACCAGCCUGAGCAACGUGCACGCCAGUACACAAUGCGAACCGGCCUAUCAUGUUCAACCCGUGGCUGGCGGCUCGUGGAACAAGCGUGUAUCCACUCACAGCUCGGCUGUUCCUCCUCCGACCGGUCGUCCUCCCUUAUCACCAAGUCACCAGCGUUCCUCCAGCAUGAGCCUCUCCCCAAGAACCACAACAAAGCUGUCUUCACUCAGGUCAACUUUGAGCUCGGUCCGGGGCCCACGGAAAUCGCACAGUCUGCAGAACCUUGCAAGUCGUGUUAAUGAGAGUAAAUUGCGGGGUGAGUUACCUCCCAAGCCUCCUCGCCAGCGGCAAAAUCUACCUGUUGUCCCAAGUGCCCUCGUGGAAGGUCCUCCAAAACCUCCGAGAGUAAAGCAUGUGGACCCUGAUUAUAUCUUUGUCAAGUCAAAGUCCUCGGAGAAUGCUGCUGUGGAUAAUUCCCAGCCCAGGCGAACUCCACUCCGCACGUGCAAGUCAGUCCCAACACGUCUCCAUGCUGCGCACAAGCGUGUGUCUAGCUCAUCCUCUGCAGCUGACCAAAAACAGGCAGCAGUGCUGGUUAAUGUCGUGCCCAAGCCGCUCGUCCGCAUGGCCAGUAGUGAACAGAUUGAGCUUCCCGACUCCCUGCGCCGACCUUCGGCUGUUCACCUAGCUGAACCUCUCUCUGACCUGAGUGAGUCCGCAGGUUGCCUUGACCUCAAGGAUGCACUUGCUCAUGCACAGAGUCGGGACGGAAAGGAUCAAGCUGGCACAAUUUCCCCGGUCCUGGAAGGGGACAUGAGUGACAAUGAUGAGGAUGCAGCAGGAGUUGAAUUGAGUAAUUUUGGCCGAAUGAACAGACGCCAUAGCACCAGCUUGCCUGAUCUCUCUCAGCUAAUGACAGGGCCUGGCGCAGAUCGGGUCCGUGAUAAGUGGCAGUUUCGUAUGAGUGCCGUGAAAGAAGGGUCACGUGACGAGAACGACCCACUGCGGCAGGCCAGCUUUGAGCACAGUCUUCAGGAACGGCAGGCACGCAAGCUAUUCCUGCAUUCACGAAUGUCCGCAGUGGACAAUGAGUUAUUGAAGCCGCCUGAGGAGCCGGAAUGCGAACCGAACUACUGGGUGCUUGAGAAGCAGGCAAGUCAGGAAUCGUUCAGCUCACUCUAAUUGAAGAUACAGUAGCGUGCAUUGAAAUCCUAUUUUCAAAUUUUCUUGAAACCGAGUAUUAGAAUGUUUUCCUGGCACAAGCAAGCUACUGUGCAGAUCGGUGUAGACACGCCUUGAGUUGGUCAUUCUCACUGCAUAGCCACACGCUAGCACACUAGCUAGCUAUUGAACUGACCAAUUUGUGCUUCAGAGCAUCCCUCCCCAGUCCAAUUCCACAUAAUCUACCUUCCAUGGAGCAGCAGACCAGUGGUCACGUGAGGCCACUCCAUGCAAAACACUUCAAAAUGAUGAUGCAACAUGUAUGUCGCUAAUGCAUAACUACAACAACCUCUAACCCUGGUAUACUAGCCCAUUCCUAGUGAAGCUACAUAACAAAAAGUAAGAUGAGAGGUGAUACGUAUACCGAUACGGAUACACCGCACCUGUGAUUACGAGGUAUCUUGACAUAAUUAUUGUAAAUACCAGAAGUUAACUUUUAAAAAUUGAAGAUCGUUAUUGUUACAUGUAUCUGAUCUGAGUAUUAUCCUGAAAUUGUGGAAACUUUGACGAAAUGGGAAAGUUUUGAUAGCAACGCA
Messenger RNA from Sycon ciliatum, 3667 nucleotides. RefSeq lists its product as uncharacterized. The record is from RefSeq and is a predicted model, not a curated record. Lineage: Eukaryota; Metazoa; Porifera; Calcarea; Leucosolenida; Sycettidae. The coding region runs from base 1110 to 3092 and encodes 660 amino acids. The transcript has 4 exons.